Messenger RNA from Orussus abietinus, 957 nucleotides. RefSeq names its product trafficking protein particle complex subunit 5 (gene Trs31). Lineage: Eukaryota; Metazoa; Arthropoda; Insecta; Hymenoptera; Orussidae. The transcript is spliced from 3 exons. The coding region runs from base 257 to 832 and encodes 191 amino acids. Gene Ontology annotation, biological process: endoplasmic reticulum to Golgi vesicle-mediated transport. Gene Ontology annotation, cellular component: TRAPPII protein complex; TRAPPIII protein complex; TRAPPI protein complex. The record is from RefSeq and is a predicted model, not a curated record.
UCUCCCAACUCAUCUCUGAAUGGACUAACUGUAUAAAUUUAAAAGUAUUGGAUUUUUCCGUAAGAGUCGCUAGUGUUACUUUUGGCUAACCUCAUAAGGAAAUUAGGGUCGCUUUUACAUAAAAGUGGGAGCUUCGUUCGCUACUGUUCGCUACUUCAUGUUCGUAUACUUGUCAAAGUGACAGGUAAACUUGAAGAAACGUGAUUAUAUUCAUACUAACUGGUAUCAGGUUUAAUUUAAAUCCAAUCUUCACGACAUGUCAGCUAUCAUAAUAUCCGCGGUUCGUCCUCGGACGAGUAUCCUCGAUAAGUCAUUAAGCAAAGGGAAAGCAGAGGUUAGUUUGAGCUGUUACGCACUUUUAUUUUCGGAGCUCGUUCAGUACUGUCAAAAUCGAGUUUAUACUGUUCCAGAAUUACAAACCAAGCUUGCUGAAAUGGGUGCUGAAGUUGGGCAUAGGAUCACUGAUCUUCUCGUGAUACGAGAGAAAGGCGGGAAACGCGAAAUUAAAUUGCUAAAUGCAUUAUUGUUUGUCAAAAGUACUUUAUGGAAAUCACUGUUUGGACGCGAAGCCGAUAAGCUGGAGCAUGCAAAUGAUGAUGAACGUACUUAUUAUAUUAUUGAGAAAGAAGCAUUAGUUAAUAAAUUUGUUUCUGUUCCAAAAGAUAAAGGGAGUUUGAACUGUGCAUCGUUUGUUGCUGGAAUUGUAGAAGCUGUCCUUUGUGAUUGUGGUUUUCCUGCAAAAGUGACGGCACACUGGCAUAAAGGGACAACAUAUAUGGUCAAAUUUGAUGAUGCAGUCGUAGCUCGAGAUAAACAGCUUGAAGAUCGAUGAAUAAAAGUAUUUUAGAAAAUUAUAUAUUUACUUUGUAUAAUUAAACUUUAUAACUUGUUCUACACUAUCUGCAAGUAUUUCGAAUGGAUUUAAAUAUAAGAUUAUUAAGAUGCAGAAAAAUGUAA